AAGAACGCCCUGAAAAAUCUGUUUCCUAUUUUAUGGAAAACCUUUGAAAUUUGGCGUGGAUUAUAAAAGUACAUUUUUUUAAAAAACUGUCUGGCCUCCAUUUGAGAAAGCUGACACUGCUUUUGCAAGCUGCUGCUGGAGAUCAAGGGACUGACAUCCAGAAGAGCGAAGGAGAACUAGAAAUCUUUUUAGAAAACAACUGGAAGAAUGAAGAUCCAGAUGAAAAUCCUCAUUGCAGUGAUCUCAUGCCUUUUCCUGUCUUUGUUAAUUAUGUGUGUUGUAUUAAUUCCUCCAAGAGCUCAACACAAAGGACAUAAUCCUAGGCCUUUAACAUUAAAAGAGUAUCUGGAUGGAGAUUUUAAUUACAAAACAUUUUCUCCUUACUGGGUUUCAGGAAAUGAGUAUCUUCAUCAGUCUGCAGAAGAUGAUGUAAUUCUUCACAAUGUUGAAUCUGGGCAGUGGCUCACGCUACUGACUAACAGCACACUUAAAAAAGUGAAUGCCACAAACUAUGCGAUGUCGGCUGACCAGAAUUUUAUACUGUUGGAAAGCAAUUACUCUAAGCUUUGGAGGUACUCUUAUACAGCAUCCUAUCACAUUUAUGAUCUUAUACAUGGUGUUUUUGCCAAAGAAUAUGAGCUUCCGCAUAACAUUCAGUAUAUAGUCUGGUCACCUGUUGGACACAAAUUGGUUUAUGUGUAUCAGAAUAAUAUUUAUCUGAAACAAGACCCCAGAGAACCUGCUGUUCAAAUAACCACUGAUGGUUAUUGGAAUGAAAUAUUUAAUGGAAUUCCUGACUGGGUUUAUGAAGAGGAAAUGCUUGCCGUAAAAUAUGCACUGUGGUGGUCUCCAAAUGCAAAGAAUGUGGCAUACAUACAGUUCAAUGAUACUGGAAUACCAGUUAUUGAAUAUUCAUAUUAUGGCGAGAAUCAAUAUCCUAGGAAAAUAACAAUACCAUAUCCAAAGGCUGGGGCUAAAAAUCCUACUGUCAGAGUGUUUGUUGUAGACGCUACUAAACCUGAAGCUUUAGGUCCUAAGGAAGUACCCGCUCCAGCAGUGAUAGCUUCAAGUGAACACUAUGUGACUUGGAUUACUUGGGUAACAGACAACCGAAUCUGUGUGCAGUGGCUGAAAAGGAUCCAGAACUUUUCCCUGUCAGCCAUCUGUGACUACAGUGACCACUCCAGAUCCUGGAACUGCCCAGAGAAUCGGCAGCAUAUAGAAGAAAGUCACACAGGAUGGGCUGGUGGAUUCUUUGUUUCAGCACCUUAUUUCACUUCGGACGGCAUUUCUUACUACAAGAUAUUUAGUGACAAGAAUGGUUACAAACAUAUUCAUUUCGUCAAAGACUCAGUGGAAAAAGCAAUCCCAAUCACUAGAGGAAAGUGGGAGGCCAUAUACAUUUACAGAGUAACCGAUGAUGCAAUAUUCUAUUCAAGCAAUGAAUUUGAAGGCUAUCCAGGAAGACGGAACAUUUACAAAAUUAACAGAAGAAAUCCUGUGACAAAGCAGUGCAUUACUUGUCGUUUAAGAAAAGAAAGAUGCCAGUACUAUGCAGCAAGAUUCAGUGACAAUGCCAACUAUUAUGCCUUGCUCUGUUAUGGUCCAGGCAUCCCCAUUUCCACUAUUUAUGACAGCAGAUAUAACAGAGAACUUAAACUUUUGGAAGACAAUAGGGAAUUGGAAUCUGUGCUUCAAAAAAUCAGAAUGCCUACAGAGGAAAUUAACAAACUUGAAGUGGAUGGUAUUACCUUGUGGUACAAGAUGGUGUUACCUCCAGGGUUUGAUAAAUCCAAGAAGUAUCCUCUUCUCAUACAGGUGUAUGGAGGACCUUGCAGUCAAAAUGUGAAACACACUUUUGGUGUUAGCUGGAUGACCUAUCUUGCAAGCAAAGAAGAUAUUGUGGUGGCUCUUGUGGAUGGUAGAGGAACAGCUUUCCAGGGCGAUAAAAUGUUGUAUGCAGUGUAUCGGAAACUUGGUGUUUAUGAAGUUGAUGAUCAAAUCUCAGCUGUAAGAAAGUUUGUAGACAUGGGAUUUAUUGAUGAAAAAAGAAUAGCCAUAUGGGGCUGGUCCUAUGGUGGCUACGUUGCCUCGCUGGCACUUGGGUCUGGUACUGGAGUGUUUCAGUGUGGAAUCGCAGUGGCUCCUGUCUCCAGCUGGGAGUAUUACGCAUCUAUCUACACAGAGCGAUUUAUGGGUCUUCCAACAAAAGCAGACAAUCUUGAGCACUACAGAAAUUCAACAGUGAUGGCAAAGGCACAGAAUUUUCAUGAUGUGGAGUACCUUCUCAUCCAUGGAACAGCAGAUGAUAAUGUGCAUUUUCAGAACUCAGCACAGAUUUCCAAAGCCUUAGUUAAUGCGCAAGUGGAUUUCCAGGCAAUGUGGUAUGCUGACCAGGACCAUGCAAUUCCAGGCCUUUCUCUUAAGCAUCUCUACAUUCAUAUGACCCAUUUCCUGAAGCAGUGUUUUUCCCUGGCUUAAGGCGAAUUUUCCCACCCCAUGUGCCUACACAUCAAUGAGAACAACGUGUUGUUUGCUAUAAAGCAACAUUAGCUGCACAGAUUAAGUAUAGUCUGAAAACAGAAUAAGUAAGUGAGAAUUGAAGGCUUGAUGUUUACAAUCCUUUGUUGACACAUGUGCAUUAGCAGAUAAUAUGACACUUUGUGUCCGGGUACAAUUAUUUGUUAGGAAACAAAUGAACAAUAAAA
Messenger RNA from Rhineura floridana, 2708 nucleotides. RefSeq names its product prolyl endopeptidase FAP-like. The transcript has 26 exons. Gene Ontology annotation, biological process: proteolysis. The record is from RefSeq and is a predicted model, not a curated record. NCBI's taxonomy places the organism in Eukaryota, Metazoa, Chordata, Lepidosauria, Squamata, Rhineuridae. Gene Ontology annotation, molecular function: serine-type endopeptidase activity; dipeptidyl-peptidase activity. Bases 208 to 2481 code for a protein of 757 amino acids.